Molecule: messenger RNA, 1805 nt
Organism: Brassica napus (rape)
Lineage: Eukaryota; Viridiplantae; Streptophyta; Magnoliopsida; Brassicales; Brassicaceae
Exons: 3
Coding region: 130-1176 (348 amino acids)
Source: RefSeq, a predicted model, not a curated record
UCACAGUCGCUUAAAUAAAGGGGCUUUUUUGCCGGUGUCCUAUAUAUCACAGUCACAGUCGCUUAAAUAUAGAGAAAAAGGUCACAUAUACGUGAGUUUCGUAAUCCUAAUAACCUGUUAACCAAAAGCAUGCCUCUCUGCAAUGACUCCUCCCGCAACCUUGCCGUGGCCGUUGCUCUCUUUUUUGCCGGUGUCCUAUAUUUCAGCUUCUCCACACAUUCGAUUUCCGAUCAUAUCUCCGAUCUCUUACACAAUACCAACACUCCUCAGCAAGUGUGGUUACAGAAAACUAUAGAGUUUCCACAGGACGAGCUUGAGGCAGUAUUGGAGAGUGCGGCUGCAGGAAACAACAAUACGGUGAUAAUAGCGCUUGUGAACAGAGCGUACGUGGAGGAGGCUGGAGAAGGGAGGACGAUGCUAGAUCUGUUCCUGGAGAGUUUCUGGGAAGGAGAAGGGACUUUGCCGCUUCUAGACCAUCUGGUGCUGGUGGCAACAGAUCAUACGGCCUAUGAUCGCUGCCGCUUCAAGAGGCUCCAUUGCUACAAGAUGGAUAUUAAAGGUGUUGACUUGGAGGGGGAGAAAGUGUACAUGUCAGCUGAUUUCAUUGAGAUGAUGUGGCGGAGGACUCACUUUCUCCUCGAUGUCCUCAGCCGCGGCUACCAUAUUCUUUUCACGGACACGGACGUGUUGUGGCUAAGGACCCCCUUCUCCCGGCUAAGCAACAACGGGAGCUUGGAUAUGCAGAUAAGCGUUGACCAAAACAACGUGGAAGCUGGACACGCCAUCAACACUGGAUUCUUCCACGUCCGGUCCAACAACAAGACUUUCUCCCUCUUCAAUAAAUGGUACGAUAUGAGGCUCAAUUCGCCGGGCAUGAAGGAACAAGACGUCCUCCAGAAGCUCCUCGACACGGGUUUCUUCAAUCAGCUCGGUCUCAACGUUAACUUCCUCAACACCACUGAAUUCAGCGGCUUCUGCCAAGACAGCACUGACAUGGGCGUCGUCACCACUGUACAUGCCAACUGCUGCCGCCACAUUCCCGCAAAGAUCUUUGAUCUCACUCUUGUUCUCAGCGACUGGAAAAGCUACAAGACCUCCCAUGUCAACAACAAGUGGAGCCCUCAUCAUAAAUGUGGGGGUUCAUGGAAAGACAACGACUAUGUCCCCAAGCCAUGAUCCUCUGGUAAUGCUAAUGAGAUUGCCAUAUAUCUUACAUACUAACAUAAUUAAUUUAGAGUUUUAUUAUACUCAUAAGCCUCUCAAGAUCGCAAGUUCAUGGAUAUUGGUGAUAUAGUGUAGAUACCCUUAUUCACUUUUUUUUUUAUAUACCAGUGUUAUUUUCAGAAGUGCCAUGUUUACAAAGCAUCAACCAUAUUUAAGAUUUAGAAAACUUGGUUAUGAAGAAUUUACCUUAUCAUAUUCGCUGGUUCGUUUUAAGCACCUAACGGCUAAAGCUUUGCCAUAUAACCCACAAAUAUGGUGAAUAAAUUCUUAUCGCCACUGAAGUUGCACUUUUUUUAUCACGAAAUACAAAGAUAAAUGUAAGUACGAAUUCCCCAAUGGCGAGUUGCUGAUAUCAAUCAAGUAGGGCACAGACAUGUUGACAUAGGAGAAAACACAGUUCCUUGUUCAAGCAUGUUUGACAAGGAAAUCUGCAUGGCUGUUAUUGGAUCUAGGGUGGUAGACUACCUUGACUACCUUUGACAAGGGAGUUGCACUUUAAAAAAAAAAGAUAAAUUAAGAGCUUUGACAAAACAAAAAAAAAGACAAAUUAAGAGCUUUGACAAAAAAAAAAGACAAAUUAA